Messenger RNA from Aphanomyces astaci, 900 nucleotides. Its product is annotated as 3-deoxy-8-phosphooctulonate synthase. Gene Ontology annotation, biological process: monosaccharide biosynthetic process. The transcript has 8 exons. Gene Ontology annotation, molecular function: 3-deoxy-8-phosphooctulonate synthase activity. The coding region runs from base 26 to 856 and encodes 276 amino acids. The record is from RefSeq and is a predicted model, not a curated record. Gene Ontology annotation, cellular component: cytosol; cytoplasm. NCBI's taxonomy places the organism in Eukaryota, Oomycota, Saprolegniomycetes, Saprolegniales, Verrucalvaceae.
GUCAUUCGUACUAUCAUCAAUCAACAUGCCAAGUGGUGGCCUGCCAGCCAUUCUUCGCGCGGCAAAGCCGUUCUUCCUCAUCGCGGGCCCAUGCGUCCUGGAGUCGGAGGCAGUGGUGAUGCAGAUUGCCAACAGACUGAAGGACAUACGCGACGACCUCGGCAUUCCCGUUGUCUUUAAAGCCAGCUUCGACAAAGCAAACCGACAAGACCUCGCGAGCUAUCGGGGACCGGGUCUCGAAGAAGGACUGAUGCUCUUGCAGCAUGUCAAAGCAACGACAGGAUUGCCGCUGUUGACCGAUGUCCACGAGACGUACCAAGUUGCUUCCGUCGCGAAAGUGGUUGACAUUGUCCAGAUUCCUGCAUAUCUCUGUCGACAGACAGACUUGCUGGUAGCCGCCGCGCAAACAGGCAAACUGGUCAACAUCAAAAAAGGCCAAAUGACGUCUGCAGACACCAUGCUUCUCGCGGCCAAAAAAGUGACGGCUACCACUGGACACUCUGAUGUGAUUCUCACGGACAGAGGCACAAUGUUUGGAUAUGGAGACCUCGUCGCGGACCCGCGCAACAUUCCGCGGCUGCGGCGCCAUGGCGGGCUCGUCGUACAAGACGUCACGCACAGCGUACAACGCACAGGCGGGGAUAGCACCAGCAGCGGUGGCGACCGCGAAUUCAUACCGACCAUUGCACGCAUGGCGGCUGCAGUUGGCGUCGAUGGGCUCUUCAUCGAGACGCACCCUGAGCCUGCUCGAGGCCUGAGCGACGCCACGACCAUGUUGCCUCUGCACGAGCUGCAGCCGCUGCUGGAAGAGCUGAUGGGCAUUGCAUUGGCAUCCAAAGCCAAGCAAGGACGAUAGGAGAACCCAUACAUAUAUAUACAUACACAGGCCAUUCAUUUCAA